Molecule: messenger RNA, 6804 nt
Organism: Parus major (Great Tit)
Lineage: Eukaryota; Metazoa; Chordata; Aves; Passeriformes; Paridae
Gene: DHX30
Product: DExH-box helicase 30
Exons: 19
Coding region: 1717-5559 (1280 amino acids)
Cellular component (GO): nucleus; cytoplasm; intracellular anatomical structure
Molecular function (GO): ATP binding; DNA helicase activity; G-quadruplex RNA binding
Source: RefSeq, a predicted model, not a curated record
GUGCUCCCACUGACACAAUUCCCACCCAAACAUCCACUCUCAGCUGUGGCAAACACUCCUUGGAGCAAGAGGCUGAGAAAUCCCAUUUGGCAGGGAAGAGAACAUUCUGCAGAUCCAGUUGUGCAGUUCAGGGUUGUUUCUGUAAAAGCUCCGAGGGAGGGAUGGCUUCCUGCAGGAUAAGAUCCUUCCAGCUCUGGAACUGGGGCAGGAAUGGGCUGAAGGUGAUCCAGCAGCCCUUGGCACAGUCAGAAUGUGCUGCUGAGUGUGGCAUUGUCAGCUGGGGAGAAAACACUGCACCUUGUCAGGAAUUCCAGCCUGAGCUGUCACCAGAACUGGGCUUUUUCAGUCAGAGAUCCGAUUUUCCCCUCUAGAGCAGAUUAAAUAUUUACUCUUCACCGAGGAGUCACCUCAGAAUGUGAGAAACUGCUUCUGUCAUAGGUAAUUGCACCUGGGGGGGCAUUAAGAAAAUGUGCUUCUUGCUCCUCUUAUCACAGAAUUUCCCAGGUUAUUGUUUGUGAAAGAGGAAACAACUGGAAGCCAAAUAACCAGGCUGCUGCUGGAGAUUUGCUUUCUGCUUUUUAAUUAAGAGAAUUGAAUGGUGCAUUUGGGAGUUGUGUUACUGCUCUUCCCCCAGUUAAUCCCACAAACGUGGAAUGGAAUAGAACUGCAGAGUGCCAAAAUCUUGGACACUUUUCCAGUUUUCCUGAGCAGGCCAAAGUCUGAAUAUAGAGGAACUUGCCUGAGUAGAUAGAAAUAGCUCAUUUGCUGUAUAGUUAUAGAAAAUUGGCUCAUAGUUUUUUGUAAGGCUGAGACCAUUUUCCUUCUCCCUUGGCCAAUAUAUAGAAGGCAAUUCAUGGAUAAAUCAUGUUCAUAAGUCAGAGUAAUUCCUGCAAUUCCCCUGGAGUUAUCCAAGGCUACUAAAAGCAUUUCUCAAGAUCCAGGUGUUUCUUCUGUGGUUUGCAAGAAGCAGUUUGAAAGCUGAGUGUCACCAGUGAAUCUUCUGUGCUGAGCUGUGGACCAGGCUGCUGGCUUUUGCUGGAGAGGGUGAUGGGAUCAGCCAUGGCUCUGUGUUCUCCUUAGCCAAAUGUCCAAGGCUGGCAGUGGCAGGACUCUGCUUUCCCUGAAUCUCCCAUGGUUUCCCAGUUGUUCAGUCCCAGCUGGGCCCUCCCAGGACAUCAUCAUGAUGAGCAGCUUCUCAGAGAGCAUCUCUUCCAUGGGCCUGUGGGACAGAGCCUCUCCUAAGUUCUUGCCUUGAACAUCUCAGGAAGUGUCCAAGGCCAGGUUGGACGGGCUUGGAGCAACCUGGGAUAGUGGGAGGUGCCUCUGCCCAUUUGUUAGAUAAAUGAAUGGAAGAUCUUCAAGGAUUUUUCCAACCCAAACCAUUCUGGGAUCACCUGCAGUUUUCCUGUGUUUCAUGUCAGUAGUCCAGAAUCAGUUUCCAGGAGAACAUGGUGACACAUCUUGGUGAUGCUCAAGUGAGUGACUCUUGACUCCUGGUUUCUCCUUGGAUUUGGUGCUCAGCUGGAAAUUCCAGUUUUUGGUGGUACCAGUGAUCUCUGUGCUGGCUUCUGAUUCAUUGCUGAAACUUACCCUGCAUUCCUGCAGGGGAUUCAGAAACGCUCUCAGAGGGAAUGCUCACCCCCAGGGUGGUGUGCAGGGAGGUUCCCCAAGCCCUGGCUGCCCAGGGAGCGUGUGUGGGAUGAGGCUGAACAUGGCAUGAGCUGUGCUUGCUGCUGCAGGGAGGAGAUCCCAUCCUGCUCCCUGUUCCCUGGUGCUGCUUUUGGUACCUGCAGGACUGUGCUGGCUGAUUCACUUGUGAGCCCAGCAAAAACGAGUGUGUUUCCUUUUCCUGCCUUGGCUUUCCUUGAGCUUAGGGCUGCAGAUUGUGUCCCUGCACAUCUGCUUAGUGGGAGUGUUGGAGCCUGGAGAAGGGGCAGCUGUCCCUCUCUACCUCCCUGUUUGGGAGGGACUUGUCACAUCUGGAAUUGUUAUCACACUGAUCUCACCUCGCUGGACCUGCUGCUGGAAAAGAAGGCCCUUGCCAGUGCUGGCCAUGGCAGUGAUGCAGAUUCCAGAGACUUACUAAAGGAAUUUCCACAACCUAAAAACUUGCUCAACAGUGUGAUUGGCCGAGCCCUGGGCAUUUCCCAUGCAAGAGACAAGCUGGUGUACAUCCACACUAACGGGCCAAGGAAAAAGAAAGUCACUCUCCAUAUAAAGUGGCCAAAGAAUGUGGAAGUGGAGGGCUAUGGGACCAAGAAGAUCGAUGCGGAGCGGCAGGCGGCGGCUGCAGCGUGUCAGCUCUUCAAGGGCUGGGGCUUGCUGGGCCCCCGGAACGAGCUCUUUGAUGCGGCCAAGUACCGGCUGCUGGCCGACCAGCUGGGCUGUCCCGACGAGCGCUGGUGCUCCGAGGGCAAGUGGCGCUCCAAGUCCGGGCCCUCCCUCGCCGACCUGUCCACCUGCUGGCGCCGCAUGGAGCCCGACGAUGCCAUCCAGCCCAUGGAGCAGGGCAGGAUGCCCAAAGCCAUGAGGAGGGAGGAGCUGGAGGAAGGGGAGCUGGAGGAGGGCGAGCUGGAGGAGGGCGAGCUGGAGGAAGAGGCCAUCGAUGUUUCGGAUUACCUGCCCAUGGCACACCAGGACACCCGGACCCCGGGCAGAGACGCCAGCCGAGGAGGCAGUUCCAUUGAAAUGACAGACGACAACACCGCCAUCCGUGCCCUGACACAGUUCCCGCUUCCCAAAAACCUCCUGGCCCAAGUGAUUCAGAUUGCAACCUCUUCCUCCACAGUCAAGGAAUACAUGCAGUUCCGCACCGUGGGCACCAAGACCAAGAUCUGCAAGCUCACACUGCGCUGGCCCUGCCCCAUGACCUUCGCUGCCAAGGGCCGGCGCAAGGUGGAGGCCGAGAACAAGGCAGCAGCGCUGGCCUGUCAGAAGCUGAAGAGCCUUGGCCUGGUGGACAAGAACAACAACCCCCUGAGCCAUGCCAUGUACAACAUGACUUCCCUGCGGGAGCUGGGUGAGAACCAGAGGAAGCCCUGCCACAUCAAAGUCCCUGAGGCCACCCUGCGCAAGAUUGAGAACUACCUGAACCACUAUCCCGUGGACAUCAGGGAGUCCCGGCCCCGGAUUGCUGACGACAUGAUGAACCUGACCAAGGAAUCCGGAGCGAUCAGCGAUGCCAUCACGGGGAAGACUUACAUCCCCAUGCUGGAAGCAGAGGAAGUGCGCCUUAGCCAGAACCUGCUGGCCCUCUGGAAAAGGAGAGGAGCCUCCUGGCAGGAGAGCCACCCGCUGCCAGUGGACCCUCACAAGGACACCAUCCUGUCAGCCAUCGAGCAGAACCCCGUGGUGGUGAUAGCAGGAGACACGGGCUGCGGGAAGACCACGCGGAUCCCGCAGCUGCUGCUGGAACACUACAUCCUGGAGGGGCGCGGCGCGCGCUGCAACGUGGUCAUCACGCAGCCCCGGCGCAUCAGCGCCAUCUCGGUGGCCCAGCGCGUGGCGCAGGAGCUGGGGCCCAACAUGAGGAAGAACGUGGGCUACCAGGUGCGGCUGGAGAGCAAACCCCCCGCCCGGGGAGGAGCCCUGCUCUUCUGCACCGUGGGCAUCCUGCUCAGGAAGCUGCAGGGCAACCCCAGCUUGGAGGGCGUCAGCCACGUCGUGGUGGACGAGGUGCACGAGCGGGACGUGAACACGGAUUUCCUGCUCAUCCUGCUCAAAGGCAUCCAGAAGCUGAACCCUGACCUGCGCCUGGUUCUCAUGAGCGCCACGGGGGACAACCAGCGCUUCUCCCACUACUUUGGCGAUUGCCCCGUGGUCAAGGUGCCGGGCUUCAUGUACCCUGUGAAGGAAUACUACCUGGAGGAGAUCCUGGCCAAGCUGGGCCGGCACCGGCACCGGCACUACGAGAUCAAGCAAUCCGACGACGAGUGUGUCCUUGACCUUGACCUGAUCACCGACCUCGUGCUGCAGAUCGAUGCCCACGGAGAGCCAGGUGGGAUCCUGUGCUUCCUCCCUGGCUGGCAGGAGAUCAAAGGGGUGCAGCAGCGGCUGCUGGAGAUGUUGGGCUCACAGAACAGCCGCUACCUCGUCUUGCCAGUGCACUCCAACAUCCCCAUGAUGGACCAGCAGAACAUCUUCCAGAGGCCUCCACCGGGCGUCAGGAAGAUUGUCCUGGCCACCAACAUCGCGGAGACCUCCAUCACCAUCAACGACAUCGUGCACGUGGUGGACAGCGGCACGCACAAGGAGGAGCGCUACGACCUCAAGACCAAGGUGUCCUGCCUGGAGACCGUGUGGGUGUCCAAGUCCAACGUGGUGCAGCGGCGCGGGCGCGCCGGGCGCUGCCAGUCGGGCUUUGCGUACCACCUGUUCCCGCGCAGCCGCCUGGACAAGAUGCCCACCUACCAGGUGCCCGAGAUCCUGCGCACGCCCCUGGAGAACCUGGUGGUGCAGGCCAAGAUCCACAUGCCAGAGAAAACGGCAGUUGAGUUUCUCUCCAAGGCUCUGGACAGCCCUGACAUCAAAGCUGUGGAUGAAGCCGUGAUCUUGCUGCAGGAGAUUGGAGUGCUGGACCAGCGGGAAGCCCUGACCACCCUGGGCAAGCGCCUGGCCCAGAUCUCCACGGACCCUCGGCUGGCCAAGGCCAUCGUCCUGGCCUCCAUCUACCGCUGCCUGCACCCGCUGCUGGUCAUCGUCUCGUGCCUGACGCGGGACCCCUUCAGCAGCAGCCUGCAGAACCGCGCCGAGGUGGACAAGGCCAAGGCCGUGCUGAGCCGGGAGAGCGGCAGUGACCACCUGGCCUUCGUGCGGGCGGUGGCGGGCUGGGAGGAGGUGCUGCGGCGCAGGGACAGCCGUGCCAGGGACAACUACCUGCAGGACUACUACCUGUACGGGCCCAGCCUGCGCUUCAUCAACGGCCUUGUGAAGCAGUUCUCUGAGAACCUCUAUGAAGCCUUCCUGGUGUCAUCCCCGUCCGACUGUACCAUGCCCUCGUCCGUGUGUAACCAGUACAGCGAGGAGGAGGAACUGGUGAAGGGCGUCCUCAUGGCUGGGCUCUACCCCAACCUCAUCCAGGUGCGACAAGGCAAGGUGACGCGCCAGGGCAAGUUCAAACCCAACAGCUACGCGUACCGGACCAAGGCCGGCACCGUGCUGCUGCACAAGUCCACCAUCAACAGGGAGGCGUCCAAGCUCUACAGCCGCUGGCUCACCUACUUCAUGGCCGUCAAGUCCAACGGCGGCGUCUUCGUGCGCGACUCGUCCCAGGUGCACCCGCUGGCCGUGCUGCUCAUGACCGACACCGACAUCCACGUGCGAGAUGACGGCUGGCGAGCGACCGUGUCCCUGACGGACAGCGACCUGCUGGUGCUGGAGGGGGACUCGUACACCAUCCGCCUGCUGCGCGACUUCCGCGUGUCCCUGUCCAAGAUGGUGGAGACGUGCCUGUGCUACGAGAUGGCCGCGAUCCCCGGGGACCUGCACCACCAGCACAGCCAGCUGCUCGACAUCCUGGUGGAUCUGCUCAAGGGCCCUCCCGGCAGCUUCGGCUCGUAGGCGCAGCUGCAGCCUCGUGUGGGGACUUGUAAUUUGUAUAAAGAUGUUCACAAAUGUUUAUUUAAAUAAAGUUCUAUUUAUCCCUUGUGAAGUCAUCUCUCUCCAUCCUAGAAGAUUAAUGUUGUCUGAAUCUCCUGCUGUCGGCUCCGUGCAUGGUCACCGCGUGGGAAGAGCAGCGCAGUCCCGCCGGGAACGGACUGGGAGUGCCGACGGACCCCGAGCUCGGUGGACGCCCGCCCGCCUCCUCCGCUCGUGCCACCUGCCCGGGAACACGGACACGGCCACCGCGGCCCCUCUGCCCCCUCCCCACGGGGCCGGGCCGCAGCCGCUCGGGGCUCCAGGAGGACGGACGUCCCGGCUGUGCCAGGAUCGUGGAUCCGGCGGCUCCGGCAGCCGGGGGAUGGCCCAACCUCGUCUCUCCGCGUGGAGGAAGCCCCGAGAGCGGCGGACGGGGAGGAAUUCCACGCGGGAUCCGAGGGGCCCUGCCGGCCCCAGCACCGUCGUGGCGUCCCAGUGUGAGAUGUGACUCGUCCUUCCCACCCUGCCUGUACUUCUCGUCCUCUUGCGUUGUUCCUGGUUUUUUUUAAAUUCCUGUUCUCCCCGCGUGGAGGAGGCCGGAUCCCUGUCCCUUGUGCACCACAGGACGUGAUUGUAGCUGCCGGGCCGCCUGCGAGCGCCGCUCCUGCGGGAAGCCGGGAGCAGAGGCACAAAACCCUUUGUUUUCUAUGAACAGGGACCAUAUUUCUGUGGAAGGAGGAUUGUGACAGGCACAGCACUCACUGAGGAAUCUGGAGUUUAAUCUCAGCUUUGCCUUGGAUUCUCUGUCCGAAGAAGACAGUGACCUACCUCACAGGGCUGUUGUGAGGGUCGGGGUUUGUACCGGGAGCCUCGGGCCCAGGGCUGUGCCCCCCGGGGCCUGGGCUCCUUUCUUUUUAUUCCCAUUUCUUACGCUCUUUGUACCUGCAGCCGGGAAUGGGAGCGAGGCCGUUUCCAUGGCCCCGGGGCCACCCUUUGCUUCUCCCAGUUGUCCCAUUUCAGUUCCUGCUCAUGGGCUUUCAGGAGCCCUGGCUGUGCCAGCACAAGGCCCGGGGGGCCCUUGGAGUCCUGUGGCCUGGGCUCGCUCCAAUCCGCUCAUCUUCAUUUCACUUGCUUGAGGUUGUCACUAUUAUUUGACCAGUGUUUGUUUCUUUUGGCCUGUAUAAUGGGCAGUAUGGUUUUCCCUUCCAGCAGGUUUAAAAAAAAAAA